Menidia menidia (Atlantic silverside) is the source of this 2103-nucleotide messenger RNA. The record is from the annotation of a GenBank genome assembly. Lineage: Eukaryota; Metazoa; Chordata; Actinopteri; Atheriniformes; Atherinopsidae.
GACAAAUCAUCAAUGGCCAGGAACCUUUAGCAGACACACUCUACUGCUCCCACCCACACAAAUUUAGAGAAGUUAAAGGUUCCUUUUUCAUUUUACCAUCAAACAACCGGCCUGGCUUAUUUUAUUUAGCCAGACAGAGCUGAAGGCCUCCGAGAGAAGCUAAGGUCACAAGCUCAUGCUAUACAAUAAGAGAGGGAGACAUUUUUGGUUUUCGUUGAGUGAGAGGAAAUUUUGUAACAUUGUGCAAUGGUGCCGCAAAAGUUUUGAAAGGUUGUGAGAGCGUUUUGCCAGCAAAGCAUCUGAGAGUUCGUCCGUUGGAGAAGCGGUCUCCAUGUUGCAUCCAUACAGAAUGGAGAGCUACCUCAUCCCACCACACACAGAAGAAAUGUACGAGUCUGACAUCUACAGACAUCAAAUUGCAGAAUAUUAUAAUCCAUAUGUAAUAGAUGCAGAUAUCCAGGCAGAUCACUGGGAGUAUCACCCUCACCCCCACGUGCACCCUGUUGAGUUUGAAAACCUCCAAGAUAACAACUUCACAGAGCUGCAGAGUGUACAGGCUCUCCACCCGCCUGGCCUCAUACGACACGAACCCAUUCGAUACGAUGCAGAAAACUUGCUCGAUCCAAAUCUUGGUGCACAUUCACAUGUGUUGCAGCAACAAGUAACGUUUUACCCGAGGACUGUGUUCCCAGCCCAUGGAUCCCAGCGCAGCUCGGAUGAUGAAGAGCAUGGAGGACGAAGCCCCCCACUGGAGGUAUCUGACGAAGAAUGCUUGAGAGAUCGGGUCUCCUAUGUCACGCCAGUGGAGCUGGGUAAGGAGCAACAACGAAAUAAAAAGAAGAUCCGUCUGUACCAGUUCCUGUUGGACCUUUUAAGGAAUGGCGACAUGAAGGAAAGCAUCUGGUGGGUGGACAGGGACAAGGGGACAUUUCAGUUUUCUUCCAAACACAAGGAGGCUCUCGCACACCGCUGGGGCAUCCAGAAAGGAAACCGCAAAAAAAUGACCUAUCAGAAGAUGGCCCGUGCCUUGCGUAACUAUGGCAAAACUGGAGAAGUGAAAAAGAUCAAGAAGAAGCUGACGUAUCAGUUCAGUGAUGAGGUUCUGGGGAAGACUCAUCUGGAGAGAAAACCGUACAUUUAGAGAGAUUCAUUCCAGUAUAACUUUAGGUGCUUGAUACAACCUCCUGAUCUGACAAAUUGCAUUACGUUAAUCCAGUUGGACCAGUCCUCUGGAGAAAAUGAUGAAUGAGAGGAUUCAUCAGACUCCUAGCGUCCCCAAAAAGACUCCCCACAACCUGUGUGGGGACUAUUUAGAGACUGUCAUUAAAUAAUAACCUGAUUAAAUCGUCAGUGAAAUAGUCUCAAUUACUUCUGUGGCAAUAAAUUUAGGAGCAAACAAUCACACAUGAAAUGAAUAAGGGAUGAUAAUCUUAAAGACACAGGAGCCUCUUUUUAUAAUGCAAAAGAAUUCAGUGAUGUGCACGUUUAAAACAGCUACAUGCCAUCAUUAAAUAAAAAGCGGUGGCGCUCAGUAAACUCCUCUGUGUAGCUCACAUUUUGGUAUGUUUUCUUUUUCUUUACAUUUCAUGUGUAUUUUACUGUCAGUUCAUUGUUAAUUGGCUUUAUGAGGAUCUGACCUCAGAGGGAGAAUCCCACAACAACAGCACCUGUAAGCAUUUCAUUAAGAUGUAAGGUCAGGCAUUAUUAUGGGCAGCGUCCAGAGGAAAAUAUUAUUUUUCGAGUGGACAUGUUGUCAUUUGGCCUCUUGCUCUGUUGCGUCCCAUUGGGCCUCAUCUUUUAUCCUCUUUUGUUGACUUCUGUUUUAUUUGUACAUGCUUAAGUUCUCUUGUGGGUAAUUCUACUGUGUGUAUAGCAUUUUUACAUGCAACUGUGUAUUUAAAACAGCCUGGAGACUCAAAGAUGCCAUUAAGGAGAUUCUGAGCAUCCACUAUUAGAUAAUAUAUCGUGCCAUGUACAACAUUUACUUACAUCAUAAGAAAAAUAAUUGUACAAAUAAGAGAAAUUGUGCAACUAUGAAUUGCUUGUAAAAGAAAUAAAUGUGCAUCAGUACACAUGAAUGGUAACAUUUGUAAACAUCACUGG